Molecule: messenger RNA, 1254 nt
Organism: Mycotypha africana
Lineage: Eukaryota; Fungi; Mucoromycota; Mucoromycetes; Mucorales; Mycotyphaceae
Exons: 3
Coding region: 39-797 (252 amino acids)
Molecular function (GO): nucleic acid binding
Source: RefSeq, a predicted model, not a curated record
ACUUCUUCAAUUCUUCACAAUCUUUGACAGAUGAUACUAUGCUUAAUCCCUUCGCUCAUGAAUUCAAACCAUUACCUUCUUUCCAGACACAGCCCACAGAAACCGCUAUAACAACAAGCUCAACAUCCAAACAACAGUCUGACGAGCAACGACAACGCCAAAAACAGCAGGAUAAGCAAAAGAGCAGUAGGACUGCAACAAUUACUAAGGAAACUGAGUCUUCUCAAAGUAACAAUGAUCUGAAAGCGAAAAAAAAGAAGCCGAUAGUUCUCUCCUCAACCACACUAAACAAAAAGUCAAACAAAAAGAGUGAAUCACAACAGACUCAAACAGUAUCUCCAUCGUUAAAAAAACAACAACAUUCACGACGAAAAUCUUCGCAGCAAAAUACUACAUCAGUCACAAUCACACCGUUAACCGAUCAGUUUUCUGAAGAAACAAAGUUCAUAACAAUUGAAGCUGCUAUUGAUCCUAUACAUCGAAUUGCGGCAACAAGUACAAGGAAUAGUAAUUUAGGGAGUAGCUGUACCUCCAUCAGCGCCGUAACAAAUGAUGGACACCGAUUUGAACACGGUUAUGAGAGGUAUAUCAGAUGGAUUGAAAAAUCAUUACGCAAAUUCGAUACCAUUACAGUGGUUGGUAUGGACAAUGCAGUAGUUGAUGUGGUAUCUUUAGUGACAAUUAUACACGAUCGUAAAAUUGGUAUACAUAAUGAUAUAGAAACGUUCAGUAUGAAGUCAGAAAACAAUAAGAGAAUAGCUGGAUGCAUCCAAGUGAAAUUACACUCUUACUACUAAUUUAACUGCUAUAAAAGAAUCACCCAGCGGCUGAUUUAACUUGAAUGCACACUACAAUAGUUAUACGACUGGUAGAAGGGACCCAGGUUCUUCUAGCAAUACUCAAUUCUUUGAUUUAGAGAGUUUGCAGAUGGAAAAAAUGAACAUUUUUAGGAUCGUCGAACUAAGUGAGACAGUGUACAGUAUUAUGGUUGAAUUCAGGGAGAAUCACACUGACAUGGUACCUUAAAACCUUGUCUCUUGUUCUAUAUUGAAUAUAUCUGCUUUUCGUUAAACGUUCAGAAUAAAAACAAGUUUAGCAGAUGAAACAAUUUGAAUUUUGUAUAAUUGUUAUGGUAGAAUGUGUGUAUAAACAAAGCAGCUGCCUCAUGCGCAUAUAUAUGUACUGCAGCGAAGCUGUCAAGAGCGGAUCGUUAAAUUAGAUUCAAAAAGAAAGAAGUUCGCUUUCUCUCCUUGA